Messenger RNA from Meriones unguiculatus (Mongolian gerbil), 4085 nucleotides. It is a transcript of the gene Fgfr1, whose product is annotated as fibroblast growth factor receptor 1. Lineage: Eukaryota; Metazoa; Chordata; Mammalia; Rodentia; Muridae. Gene Ontology annotation, molecular function: ATP binding; fibroblast growth factor receptor activity; fibroblast growth factor binding. The transcript is spliced from 18 exons. Gene Ontology annotation, biological process: protein phosphorylation; positive regulation of cell population proliferation; positive regulation of cell differentiation. Bases 750 to 3227 code for a protein of 825 amino acids. The record is from RefSeq and is a predicted model, not a curated record. Gene Ontology annotation, cellular component: membrane; signaling receptor complex.
CGCGCCUCGCCGGCGCACAGCGCUCGGAGCGCUCCUGCGGGUUCCGUUGCGGGGCGCUCGGCCGCGGGUGGCGCCGAACGGGGAGCCGGAGCGCCGGGGCAGCCUCUGCGUGCCGAGGACCCGGGCUGCGCAGGGAGCUGGGCCGCAGCGUCGGGACUGGACGGAGACCGUGCUUAGCGCAUUGCGGCGACCUCGCCUCUCCCGGCCGCGAGCGCGCGCCGCAGCUGGAAGGAGCCGCGGAGACCGAGGACUUUUCUCCGGUCCCAGGGGCGCACCACAGCAGUGCUGCAGUCAGUGCACUCCGGGGCCCCGGGAGGGGCGAUGGAAGCCGGGCUGCCAGAAGCGUGAGGCACCGCCGCCGCCGCCGCCUCCGCCGCCGCGUCCUGGAGAGCUGGGGGCGCAGGACCUGGGGACCCCCGGCGGCGGACCCGAGCCCUCCCGCCCGCCCCGCCUCCGGGGCACCAGCUCCGGCUCCAUUGUUCCCGCCCGGGCUGGAGGCGCCCGGCUCCGAGCGCCGCCGGGAGUCUUGGCUCGGCCCCGGAGCCCUCGCGACCCCGCCGGGACCUGAACGGAGCCCGGGAACGAGCGGCCGGGGCGCGGGACACGGACACCCGCCGCGCCACGGCGAGCUCUCCAGAGGCGGGACCGCAGCGCCGAGGGAGAGUCAGCUUGCGGAGGCAGAUCCGGCGAAGGUGGAUUAUCCAUGGGGGUGUGGAGCCUUGUCACCGACCUCUAACCGCAGAACUGGGAUGUGGGGCUGGAGGUGCCUCCUCUUCUGGGCUGUGCUGGUCACAGCCACACUCUGCACUGCCAGGCCAGCCCCGACCUUGCCGGAACAAGCCCAGCCCUGGGGAGUCCCUGUGGAAGUGGAGUCACUCCUGGUCCACCCCGGUGACCCGCUACAGCUUCGCUGUCGGCUUCGCGAUGACGUGCAGAGCAUCAACUGGCUGCGGGACGGGGUGCAGCUGGCGGAGAGCAACCGCACCCGCAUCACGGGGGAGGAGGUGGAGGUGCGGGAUUCCAUCCCCGCUGACUCUGGCCUCUACGCUUGUGUGACCAGCAGCCCCUCUGGCAGCGACACCACCUACUUCUCCGUCAAUGUCUCAGAUUCGCUCCCCUCCUCGGAGGAUGACGAUGAUGACGACGACUCCUCUUCGGAGGAGAAAGAGACAGACAACACCAAACCAAACCGUAGGCCUGUAGCUCCGUACUGGACAUCCCCAGAAAAGAUGGAAAAGAAACUGCAUGCGGUGCCGGCUGCCAAGACGGUAAAGUUCAAAUGCCCGUCCAGUGGGACACCCAACCCCACUUUGCGCUGGUUGAAAAAUGGCAAAGAAUUCAAACCUGACCACCGGAUUGGAGGCUACAAGGUCCGUUACGCUACCUGGAGCAUCAUAAUGGACUCCGUGGUGCCUUCUGACAAGGGCAACUACACGUGCAUCGUGGAGAAUGAGUAUGGCAGUAUUAACCACACCUACCAGCUUGAUGUUGUAGAGCGGUCUCCUCACCGGCCCAUCCUUCAGGCAGGGUUACCUGCCAACAAGACUGUGGCCUUGGGCAGCAACGUGGAGUUCAUGUGUAAAGUGUACAGCGACCCACAGCCUCACAUCCAGUGGCUGAAGCACAUCGAGGUGAACGGAAGUAAGAUUGGGCCAGACAACCUGCCGUACGUCCAGAUCCUGAAGCAUUCGGGGAUUAAUAGCUCGGAUGCAGAGGUGCUGACCCUGUUCAAUGUGACAGAGGCCCAGAGCGGGGAGUAUGUGUGUAAGGUUUCCAAUUAUAUCGGUGAAGCUAACCAGUCUGCGUGGCUCACUGUCACCAGACCUGUGGCAAAAGCCCUGGAAGAGAGACCGGCCGUGAUGACGUCACCGCUCUACCUGGAGAUCAUUAUCUAUUGCACCGGGGCCUUCCUGAUCUCCUGCAUGGUGGGCUCUGUCAUCAUCUACAAGAUGCGGAGCGGCACCAAGAAGAGCGACUUCCAUAGCCAGAUGGCUGUGCACAAGCUGGCCAAGAGCAUCCCUCUGCGCAGACAGGUAACAGUGUCAGCUGACUCCAGUGCAUCCAUGAACUCUGGGGUUCUCCUGGUUCGGCCUUCGAGACUGUCCUCCAGCGGGACCCCCAUGCUCGCUGGAGUCUCUGAGUAUGAACUUCCUGAAGAUCCGCGCUGGGAGCUGCCUCGAGACAGACUGGUCUUAGGCAAGCCCCUUGGAGAGGGCUGCUUUGGGCAGGUGGUGUUGGCAGAGGCCAUCGGGCUGGACAAAGACAAACCCAACCGCGUGACCAAAGUGGCUGUGAAGAUGCUGAAGUCCGACGCAACGGAGAAGGACUUGUCGGAUCUGAUCUCAGAGAUGGAGAUGAUGAAGAUGAUUGGGAAGCACAAGAAUAUCAUCAACCUGCUGGGAGCGUGCACACAGGAUGGUCCUCUUUACGUCAUCGUAGAGUACGCCUCCAAAGGCAACCUUCGGGAGUACCUGCAGGCCCGGAGGCCUCCUGGGCUGGAAUAUUGCUACAACCCCAGCCACAAUCCUGAGGAACAGCUGUCUUCCAAAGAUCUGGUGUCCUGUGCCUAUCAGGUGGCCCGGGGCAUGGAGUAUCUUGCCUCUAAGAAGUGCAUACACCGAGACCUGGCUGCUAGGAAUGUCCUGGUGACCGAGGACAAUGUAAUGAAGAUCGCAGACUUCGGCCUGGCUCGGGACAUUCACCAUAUCGACUACUAUAAGAAAACCACCAACGGCCGGCUGCCUGUGAAAUGGAUGGCACCUGAGGCAUUGUUUGACCGGAUCUACACCCACCAGAGCGAUGUGUGGUCUUUUGGGGUGCUCUUGUGGGAGAUCUUCACUCUGGGUGGCUCCCCGUACCCCGGCGUGCCCGUGGAAGAACUUUUUAAGCUGCUGAAGGAGGGUCACCGAAUGGACAAGCCCAGCAACUGCACCAAUGAGCUGUAUAUGAUGAUGCGGGACUGCUGGCAUGCGGUGCCCUCUCAGAGGCCUACUUUCAAGCAGCUGGUGGAAGACCUGGACCGCAUUGUGGCCUUGACCUCUAACCAGGAGUAUCUGGACCUGUCGAUGCCUCUGGACCAGUACUCCCCCAGCUUCCCUGACACACGGAGCUCCACCUGCUCUUCAGGGGAGGACUCUGUCUUCUCUCACGAGCCGUUACCUGAGGAACCCUGUCUGCCCCGACACCCGACCACCCAGCUUGCCAAUGGAGGACUCAAACGGCGCUGACUGCCAACCCUCUCCCAGCUUCGUCGUCACCCCCGUGUCCCUUGUCCACAGUUCCCUGCUGGACACACUGCCUUUCUCCUUUGCUGCUGGCAAGAGCCAGUGCCUAACUGAGGCCUUCCUGUGUGGCCGACCCCACCAUCACCCCCCUGGCACCCCUCUUCCUCCUCUUAGCCUGCUGUGUGUGAGAGGGGCCAAGAGGCGGGUGCUUGAUGGUAGCCACGUCCUCCUUCCCAAGUGUUGGACCAAGACCCACCCUGCUGCCUGGCACUGCCUCGAGGUCUGGGGAGUGGAAGCAAGUGGAAUGGGCGUGCACUCGGGAGCUUACAGAGUGUUCUUCUUGGCCCAUUGGCCCCGUGCGAUCUGGUGGCAGGGGCCUUGGGCCUGCUGAAGCAGUGAGCUUUCUGGUCAGGCCUUAACCGAAGGCGACCUCUGCUGCAGAUGGAUGGUACCAGUGGCUUCUUAAUUCCAAUAUUAAUUUGCUUUGCUGACCAAAUACCUGGUACCAGAAGGCAGGGAGGCCGAGAUUGGGAGCAGUGAUGCCCUUGGGCUGAGCCCUGGACUUGGGGCUCUGUACAUAGCUAUGAAGAAAACACAAAGUGUAUAAAUCUGAGUAUAUAUUUACAUGUCUUUUUAAAAGGGUCCUUACUAGAGAUUUACCCAUUGGGUGAGAUGCUCCUGGUGGCUGGGACGCAUCAGUCGCUAUAUAUUAAAAACAAAAACAAAAAAAAAAAAAAAAAAGGAAAAUGUUUUUUAAAAGGUCAUAUAUUUUUUGCUACUUUUGCUGUUUUAUUUUUUUAAAUUAUGUUUUAAACCUAUUUUCAGUUUAGGUCCCUCAAUAAAAAAAUUGCUGCUGCUUCA